Molecule: messenger RNA, 4191 nt
Organism: Zophobas morio
Lineage: Eukaryota; Metazoa; Arthropoda; Insecta; Coleoptera; Tenebrionidae
Product: thyroid receptor-interacting protein 11-like
Exons: 6
Coding region: 135-4067 (1310 amino acids)
Biological process (GO): Golgi organization; endoplasmic reticulum to Golgi vesicle-mediated transport
Cellular component (GO): Golgi apparatus
Molecular function (GO): small GTPase binding
Source: RefSeq, a predicted model, not a curated record
UUCGACUGACAGUCAAUAAAAUAACAUUACGAUAACUGUGUGUUGGCAUAAAUAAAUGAAAAAGUAUUCGGAUAUUUCAUGACGAAUAAGAAAUUACUCGGGCUAAAAAUUUAGAGUUGCUAAAAGUGUACAAAAUGUCUUGGCUGAAUUUAAAUGACAGUUUAAAUACUCUCAAGGGACAAAUAUCAAACUUUGCUAACAAUGUUUUGGCUGACGAUGAUGAAGGGAAAGAUCCAAACAGUCCAUUUGGAGAUUUAAAAGAACUUCAAGAAACCUGUAAUAAACAACAGGAAGAGAUCAAUUAUUUACGACGACUGAAUGCAGAGCUAAGUGGUAGGACUAACGCAAAUGCUGCCGCAAAAGAUGGCGCUGCUCAGUCGAACGAAAACUGGUCUUGGGAAGUUUCAGAUUCGUUUAAUCCCGAAGAAGAUCAAACAGCUAAAAUUAUUACCGACUUAAAAACGCAAAUAUCGCAGUUACAAAACGAAAAGCAAGAAUUAACGUCAAAUUUAGUUCUACUUGAUAACGAACAUCAGCUAAGUAAUGAAAAACUGAUAAACAUGAAAAAUAAAUUACAAAAAGAAUAUAAUGAACUAGAAGAUGACUACAACAAACUGAAAAAAGAAAACGAACUUUUAAUAACUAAUCAGAAGGAAAGUGAAAUCGAAAUCGAGAAUUUAAAAACAAACAAUGGUUUAUCUCUGAAGAAAACCGUAGCGUCGGCAGAUGAAGUUAGUUCCAAAAAAACGUGUGUUAAGUGUGAAAGGUUUUUACAAGAAAAUCAAAAACUCCAACUUGAAUUAGAAAAGCUGAUAAACGAAAUUACUAUUUUAAAAAGUAAUAAUGCAACUUUACAUAAGGUUUUAGACGAUUCGAAGAACGCCAAUGAUGAAGAAUGUUCACAAAUGAAAGAAAAAGCACAACUGUUAGAAUCAGAAAAUAAGAUUUUAAUUACAGAACUGAAAAACGCUACACAAUCUAUAUCUGAAUUCGAAAAGAAAAGCCAAAUUGAUGCCGAAAACUGUAGAAAAUUAGCGAUGAUUUUGGAAGGCUACGAACAACAAGUUAGUUGUUUAAAACAAGAUUUAUUAGUUAAGGAAUCACAAUGUACUGCAGACUUGGAUAAAUUGAAAAACGAUGUUAUAACGCUUCAAGAACAAUUACAACAAGCAGUUGUUCAGAAGGAACAUACACAUACUAAGUAUGUUCACAUUUUAACAGAAAACAUGAAAAGAUACAUCGAUUCUAAUAAUGGAUGUGAAGACGUUGUAAGAGAUUCUGAAAAUGAGGUUGAUCCUCAAGUGUCGGAAUUUAGUCAUCAGGUUGAAAGUAUAUUAAACCUAUUAAUAGAUUUGAAGUCAAAAUGUGAAUGUUUAGAAAAAGAAUUAUUUAGUGUUACUGAAGAGAAAACGAAUAUUCUGACAGAGAAAAAUCACGAAAUAGAAAAGCUAAUACAAAAUUCUGAAAUUUUGAGCCAAGAAGUAAUUACGAAAUCACAAACUCUAAAAGAUUAUGAGAAUGAAUGCAACGAAUUAAUAAAAAAUAACGAUAUAUUGAUAAAUGAGUUGAAGAUGCUCAAAAAUAAUUCGGGCCUUCAAACGAUUUCCGAAUCUAAUGAAGAUAAUAUUCUCAUGUUGGAAUCACAACUUGAAACCGCUAACAAAAAAAUUGAAGAGUUAGAAGACAUCGUGUCCCAAAAAGAAAACAAUUUCGUAAAUGAAACUACUUCGGAAAAGGUUGAACAACAAUAUGUUACUAUGGUGUCGUACGAAAAGUUAUUGGAAGACCUGAAUGAGUCAAAAAAGGAAAAUUCUAUCUUACAAGAAACAGUGAUGGAUUUCGAAAGAGCUAGUUCAUCAGUUACUGAACAAAACGAAAAUCUGGCAUCGACUUUGGAAAAAUUGAGACUUGAUUUAGAAAAUACGGAGUAUCAAUAUACCGAAAUGAAUAUUAACAUGGAAGUGUUGAAAGAAGAAUUAGAAAAUCAUAGGAGAAGAAUUGAAGAACACGUAGAGCAGAAAAUUUCUUUGGAAAAAUCAAAUUUAGAACUUGAAAGAAAUAAUGAAGACCUCAGAAGCGAGCUCAAUAUUAUUCGAGAAAAACUUUUGAUGGAAGAAGAUAACAGAAGACAAUGUGAAAGUCAAAUUAGAAAUUUUACGGAGAAGUUGCAAAAUGCAAAAAUGUGUGAAACUAGCUUGAAGUUGCAAUAUGACACUAUCAGCAAAGAACUAACUGGUACGGCAGAAGCAAGAUCCAUCUUAGAAUCAGAUUUAAAAAAUUGUCUUGCUGAGCUCACUCAGUGCAAAAAUCAAUUAGUUGAAUCAAGGAAGGAAAAUGAAACAUUAAAAACUACUGUGACGGAGAUGGAAAAUAAAUUUGAAACUUUGCAAACCAAAACUACUGAAACCACCGACCUUGUUUCAAGCACGGAAAAAAAUGUUGAUAAUAAAAUAGAAGAGGAUCAAUUUCAAAACGUAAGUUUAAUUGAAAAUUCAAAUGAUGAAAAACUGCCACAAGACAAUGUUGAUAUUCCUCUUCGUUACGAGCAACUGCAACUUCAAUAUGAUUCAAUUGUCAAAGAAAAAGAUUAUGUGACAGCUGAAAGUGAGAAGCUGAAGUCUGUGGCCACCGAACAUUUAAAAUGUGGCCAGAGUAUAAACAUUUUGGAAAAAAAACUUGAAGAACUCAACUCUACAAAAAAUGAAUUAACAAAUGUUAUAAUAACUAAACAUCAAGAGAGUGUCACAUAUCACAAUGAAAUCCAACGACUUACCCAAGUAUUGAAUGCAGAAAGCGAAAAGAACCGUAACUUAGAGGCUCAGAUCCAAACUUUGAGCAUUUCGGUCAAAGAUAAUACAGAGAUUGAAAAGAAAUGUGAAGAAAUCGACAAAUUAACUGAUCAAAAUCAGUUCUUAAAGCAAAAAUGUGAAGUAUUAGCUCAAAAUUUGUUGGAAGAGCAAAACAAAAUUCAGCAAAUUCUAGCAGAACGUUCUAGUUUUUCCGAAAAGGAACAGAGUUUAACCAAAAAACUAGAACGAUUACAAGCUCAUCUGAUUGAAGUGGAAGAACACUACACACACGAACUGUUACGAGCAGAAGAGAGAAAUACGGAAUUACAAGCCAAAGUAAACGAAAUUGAGCAACGAGAGAAAAAUUCGAGUACAAUGUAUACUUCAGUGAGUAUUAGAGCAAAUCAACAUGUUGAAACGUUGCAACAUCAGCUCCAUUUAAUAACUAAUCAAAGGGAUGAGUUACGAAAAAAGAUAUCUGAUGCAGAAGAUCACGCAAGUAAACAAGAGGCCGCUUUAGCUAAUCUACAAUUUGUGCUAGAACAGUUUCAAAAAGAUAAAGAGAAAGAUGUUCAAAAAGAAACUGAAAGAAUAAGACGCCAAAUAAACAUUGAAAAGAAAGUUCAAGAAGAAUUGAAGAACGACAUAGCAGGUCUACAGUUACAAUUAGAAGAGAGUAAACACGGUCUUCUCGCAGCUUCGAGACUGUCUGACCAGUUGGAGCAAUCUAAACAACUAAUAACGACUUUGAAAACGGAAGUAUCCCAGCUUAAAGAAAAAUUACACAAGAAUGAAGAACAUCUACAAAGUCUUUCUAGUCAGUCAGAUGGCAAGGUGGAUAAGUCCCUAAUCAAAAACCUUAUAAUAGGUUUUGUUUCUACAAACAAUAAUUUGAACAAAGAUCAGAUGCAAAUAUUAAAAAUUAUCGCAACCGUGCUGGAUUUCAACCAGCAAGAGCAUGACAAAGUGAAUUUAAGCAAACCCCAACAGGGUUGGUUAAGUUCAUUCAUGAGUCCGCAAACAUCGCAAGGCAUGUCACAAGAGUCAUUGUCACAGGCGUUUGUCAAAUUUUUAGAAAACGAAUCAAAGCCCAGGCUAGUACCAAGUUUACUAAACAACAGUGGUGAAACACCCAAGUCGCGAAAAACAAGUAGUACAUCAGCUCCACGACAGUCACCGAGCAUUUUGUCGGAAGUCGUCCUACCAACAUUUGCAGAUUUUGCACAAAAUAGAAAUUCCAGUUCCAUUCUAAAAGAUGUUCUCAAAGAUAACAGUUAAUUAAUAUACCUUCAUUAUUUUUGUAUUAUGUUGUUUGUUCUAUUUAAGUUGUUAUAAAUAUAUUGUACAAAUAUUUUAUUAAUAUAUUUAUAUAAAGUUAAUAAACAAAGCUUCGCUUUUUUAA